GUGUACAAGUUGCCUUCGCUUACAUGGAACUUUCACACUCUUUGGAUCCCUGACUCUCUUCACAACAAUGGGUUCUCUCCCUUUUUCCUUCUUAUUUUCUCUCUCCUCAUAAAAUUUUCCUAGAAAGUUUGCUUUAACUUUCUAGCUCAUGUAUCCAUGGCUCAUUUUAGUCAUAAAUUCUUAGUUUCAUGUCAUUGUUUAUGUCACUUCUAGUUCAACAUGUUGAAUUAUUGAAGUUACUUCAUUACAUAACUUCCUAGGAAGGCUAGAGUAUCAUUUUCCUGAGAAAAUGAAGAAUUUCCUCUGUUUGUUUCCUUUCUUCUUCCUUUUCCUUCUGUUUCCUCCGGUUUCCAUCGCGCAAUUGUCUGCAUCAGAAAGCAGAAUCAUGUUCCAAGUCCAGCAAUUUCUUGAAUAUCCACAAGUCUUUCAAGGAUGGAAUAACUGGACUAACUUUUGUUACCUCCCUUGGUCACCUUCAGUAGUGAUUGUUUGCUCAGAAAAUCACAUAACUGAAAUAACUGUCAUUGGCAACAAAACCUCCCCUUCUCAAUUCCCAAAUCCCACUUCAGCAAACUCUGCCAUAUCUCAGCUAACUCUCUCAUCAAAAUUCUCCAUUGAUGCAUUCUUCACAACUCUAACAAAGCUCUCAAACCUGAAAGUGUUGUCUCUUGCGUCCUUAGGACUAUGGGGUCCAUUACCGGCCAAAAUCAUCCAGUUUUCGUCGCUUGAAGUGCUUAAUAUGAGUUCAAAUUUCAUAUAUGGGAGCAUCCCUGCCUCACUUGCCACUCUCAAGAAUCUCAGAAGCCUUGUUUUGGCUGAUAAUUUGCUUAAUGGGACUGUCCCAGAUCUCAGAAGUCUACAAGUUCUUGAAGAGCUAGACUUGGGUAGAAACCAAUUGGGGCCUAAAUUUCCUACACUAGGUAACACUCUUGUAAGCAUAAUAUUGAAAAACAACUCUUUUAGAUCUCAUAUUCCAUUAGAGCUCAUCAACUUUGCUCAACUUCAGCGAUUCGACGUGUCUUCCAACAAACUUGUUGGACCUAUACCCUCUUCUCUGUUUGCUCUGCCAUCAAUUCAGUACCUUAGUCUAGCCAAAAAUCAGUUUAGUGGCGCUCUUUUGACGAAUAUAUCUUGCAGUGCCAAGCUUGGAUUUGUAGAUGUUUCUGAUAACCUUUUGAUUGGGAUGUUGCCUUCCUGCAUCGGAUCAAAUUCUACGAAUAGAACAGUACUUAGUUCAUGGAAUUGUCUGUCAAAUGGAAGCUCCAAGUAUCAGCACCCUUAUUCAUUUUGUCACAAGGAGGCAUUGGCUGUUAAGCCUCCGAGUAGAUCAGAUCAACAGCAGCAGCAGCCCAGCCGCAAACUUGGCUUGAUCCUCGGUAUUAUUGGGGGCGUUAUAGGGGCUGCAGGCGUUUCCGUGUUGUUGAUUUUGCUGAUCUUGAAAAGAGCAGGAAGAAAUCAAGCUAAAAAUUACAAAUGUGACAGCUUUGUUAUUGAAAAAGGUUCUUUUCGCAGCACCCCGGGCAUCAUUGGAAGGCAUGUUCCGAGGACUAAGAGGAUGGCAUCACUAGGCAUCCCACCAUACCAUGUUUUUACACUGGAGGAAAUGGAAGACGCGACAAAUAACUUUGAUGCAAUGAAUCUGGUGGGGGGAUUAGGAUCUCAGGGGCAGCUCUAUAAAGGUUGGCUUAGAGAUGGCUCAGUGGUCCUGGUGAAAUGUUUGAAACUGAAACCGAAGCAUUCACCUCAUAGUUUGCUGCAUCAGAUAGAAGUGAUAUCUAAGCUGAGACACCGGCAUUUGGUCAGCGUUCUUGGCCACUGCACUGUCACAUACCAGGACCAUCCCAACACAGCUAGCACCGUCUUCAUUGUCCUCGAAUAUGUCACAAAUGGUUCGCUAAGGGAUCAUCUUACCGAUUGGAGAAAGAGGGAAGUCCUGAAAUGGCCACAGAGAAUGGGAAUUACAAUUGGCAUUGCGCGGGGAAUUCAGUUCUUGCACACAGGAAUUGUGCCUGGGAUUUUUGGGAAUGACUUGAAGAUUGAGAACAUAUUGUUGGAUGACAAUCUCAUAGCAAAAAUUAGUGGCUACAACAUGACAUUGACCUCCGAGGCGGUUGGUUCAGAGCUCCCACUCAGUAAACAAGAUGCAUCGAGUCUUCUGGACAGAGCUGAAGAUGCAGAGAAGGAUGAUAUCUAUGAGUUGGGUGCCAUUCUACUUGAAGUCAUUACUGGCAAACCAAUCACAUCUGAUGCUGAAUUAAAUGACUUGAAACUUGAGCUUGAAAGGGGCUUAGCAGAGGGACAAUCCACACUUGGAGGAGUGACAGAUCCAUCAAUCAGAGGAACUUUUGCAUAUGAUUCUUUGAAAACUAUGGUUCAGAUCACUGUCAACUGUCUCUGCAGAGAUUCGACCAACCGUCCAUCAAUUGAAGACGUUCUUUGGCAUAUGCAGUACUCCAUUCAAGUUCAAGAAGGUUGGACUAGCAGUGGAAACCUUAGUACAAAAUUUUAGAGGUUGAAUUGACUUUUUAAACCCUGUUAUUGCCUGCCUUUUAUGGUUCUUUGUAUUAUAAUUCAGUAAUUAUCCAAAUAGAUCUUAUUAUGAGUUGUAAUUACAUGAAAUAUUAUACUCAUUAUUAGACUCAUGCUGGGAUUACCAAAAGGCCAUUAAAUUUGCGAA
Cornus florida is the source of this 2677-nucleotide messenger RNA. RefSeq names its product probable LRR receptor-like serine/threonine-protein kinase At1g14390. The record is from RefSeq and is a predicted model, not a curated record. Gene Ontology annotation, biological process: protein phosphorylation. Gene Ontology annotation, molecular function: ATP binding; protein binding; protein kinase activity. The coding region runs from base 290 to 2509 and encodes 739 amino acids. NCBI's taxonomy places the organism in Eukaryota, Viridiplantae, Streptophyta, Magnoliopsida, Cornales, Cornaceae. The transcript has 7 exons.